Messenger RNA from Scylla paramamosain (green mud crab), 4569 nucleotides. Its product is annotated as protein inscuteable homolog. NCBI's taxonomy places the organism in Eukaryota, Metazoa, Arthropoda, Malacostraca, Decapoda, Portunidae. The coding region runs from base 1098 to 3932 and encodes 944 amino acids. The record is from RefSeq and is a predicted model, not a curated record. Gene Ontology annotation, biological process: asymmetric cell division; apical protein localization; regulation of asymmetric cell division. The transcript has 11 exons. Gene Ontology annotation, cellular component: apical cortex. Gene Ontology annotation, molecular function: protein binding; cytoskeletal adaptor activity.
AUCCCAUUACUGUGGGAAGGUCAGGGGAGGAAGAUGAACGUUGGGGCGGAGAGUUAACCUGUUGCGUCACAAAGAGCUGGUGUUAUGUGUUCAGUGCAGCCCAUCGCCACUGCCUCCUUACGGUGUUAGCGGGCAACCAGGGUACGGGUACAUGUAACUGAAUGCUUGGUUUCCUGUUGACCACGAGCUGCCUGCUUGGCGUGCCCACCUGAGCCAGCUGGUCCGAGCGUGGCCUGAGUGUCGGGGAUAGCGCCUCCGUGGCUCAGUCAGUCCUGCGUCGACCGUGCGCGGGUGAGGAGUGCGUCGCCUCGCUCUCACUGAUCGCUGGCUGUCUGGCCCGACUCGCACGCGUUCCCUGAACUCCCCGCUGGGUCAUGGCACCUGCUGACGGUGGACUUCUACUAUAGUUCCCAGCAUGCUUUCAAGUGAUCUUGCUGGUGACUCCAUUGGCUUUUGAGUAUUUCAGUGGUGUUAUACUUGUGCAAGAGUCCUCUCAGGUUCUCGACCUUUUACUGUCCCGUGAAGCAGUGUGGAAACAAUCCUGUUGCACCAGUCUGUCCCUGGGACACUGUGGUCACUUGAUAUUCAAGAGUCCAAUACACCCAAAAAAUAUAUACUACUCAGGGACAAAAGAGAGUGAUAUUUAAAGCCAAAAGGUGUUAACAGGACCUAGUGACGAAUCUGGCUUAUGAAACACCAUCCGAGGAAAUACCAGGACGACGAGUGUGUGUGACGGCACGACUUGCCGCCGCGUGUGUGAGUCCCCAGACGCUGACUGUCCUGUCCUCGCCGCCUCGGCUGAGUCGUGCCCGGAGGAUUACCAGCCAGAUGAGAGAGGCGAACCCAAGUGUCUGAAGAGGUGCCAGUAAAUCCUUAAAUAUCUGACAUAUCUUAACUUGGAAUAAGACAAUACACUCGCGUGAGUGAGUGAGUGAAUACCAUCAUCGUGAGAAUCCCACCAAGACCUGCCCAACAAGUGAGAGAGUCGCCAAGUCGUGAAGUGCUUCUGGCGGGGACCUGAACGUGGAAAUGGGGAGGUCGCACGCCGCCUGAGGGGAAGGAGGAGGUCACGGAGAAGUUUGGGCCACGAGGGGAAGAUGACGUCCGUGGAGGGUGCCGGAUUAAAUAUAGGCGGGCGGAAGGAGUCUCCUGCCUCUAAAUCACCCCCAAGACUCGCCCGCCCCGAGAGAGAGGCACGUGUGGGGACGCCCUUCAAGCGCAGCAGGUCCAAGGUGUUCUAUGCCUCGCAGGCCGAUGAGGUCAGCGACGGCGGCAAGACGGUACGUAAGGAUCUCAGCUUCAGUCCGCCCUGCAUCCCCACCAGCGUGGAGACUCAUGAUGCCAAAACUACGCCCACCUCAGAGGCAGCUCUUCUCUCCCGGAGUCUUCACGCCUCCAGAAGUGCUCCCACCCUCAGGGACACGGCCAGAAGCGUGGCCACCUUCAGAACCACACCCACGAGAGCCAGCGCCGUGCUCAAGUUGAGUCCAGCCUACAGGAGCUCUUACAAAUCUGGAAAGGACAGGAGCGAGACCUGUGAGGCGCCCAUCCUGGAAGAGGUGUGCAGUUCUGGCGAAGAGGCAGGGGAGGGAGAGGUGUCCCCCGAAGGGUCUUUCCGGGGCUCCCUAAGAGGCUCUCCCUCCCACCGCUCACAAGACUCAGGUUAUUCAGACUCUGGCGAGUCCACCAACGCUCACACGGACAGUGACGGGUCUCCAAUCACGCCUCCCAACAUCAAGCAUAUCAGCCGCGUCUACUUCAGGGACAGUGUCGAGGAAACGAAUCUCUUCAGCGGCAAGAAAGGCAGUCCAGUAGAGAGAUCAGAGCAAACCACGAAUUCAGAGGCCAGUAGUCCAAGCAGCCGCAGCUCUUUCCUGGACAGCCCAGCCAGCAGCCAACCCAGCCCCUCCAGCGACAUUACCGGAGGCCAUGAAGAACUUUCGGAGGAGCUUGAGCACAAGAGUCUCCUUGAGACGGUGGCGAGACACACCGGUGCUGUCAGGAAACGCAACACCGUCACUUCCGGUACAACAUCUGCAAGGAGAACAGCGUAUCGACGCAGCGUCAGCAGCGACAAGCUGCAAAGCGACCAAAGAAACGAUAACCGUCGACCGGCACCAUUGAAGGCCAGACGUCGAUGGUCAGUAGCUGACAUGCAGCAGCAGCAGCAGCAACAACAGGUGGUGGCAUCGUCGGGAGAGACCUCGUGCGGCGCCUCAAAAGGCACCACCAACUGCGAGCUGCCCAUCCAAAGUCACGGCGGGGUCAGCGGACGGGUGGGCGGUGCCGCUUCGCUGGAUGCCCUGGAUGAUCCCGUGCCGGCCUGGCGGGUGGCUGGCGAUGCCCCGCGGCCACACGUCGCUCGCAGAAUCAGGAUACACCCCACGGCCGUGGCGCAGGAGAUGAAGAAUGGAUCGGUGAGUCACUGGCUGAAGGAAUUACGCACCCUGUACGAGGCGGAGUGCAUGAACACCCUACAAUCCAAGUCAUUGCCCGGGGACCACAAUGGGCUGCCCCUUCAGGCGCCUCCCACGGCCCGCCACGCCGUCAGGGCCAUUCAGCGCCGCGCCCAUGAGGUCUCAACGGAGUUCGCCAGACUAUGCCAGCGCCUGGAGUGGCUGGAGCUGACGCAGGUACCGCCGCUGGCCGAGUCUCUGGUGGAGCAUAUCAACAUCUUCCUGAGGGACUACACCACACAGUGGGCGGCCGCCGACCCCGACCUGCAGCCCCAGUCAUCGCUGAGUCGCCAAAGUAAAGUGAUCCGGCAAAUCUGCCAGCGUCUGACGGAGGUUUGUAACAACGACAACGACGACCUGGACCGCGACACGACCCGCCAGGUGGUGCAGGUGGUGACGGCGCUGGGCCACGCCUUCACCAAGCUGGUGGACCUCAUGCUGAGCCGCGAAAUCAAGGAGGUGGUGCGGAUGUUGGAGGAGACCCGGGUGGAUGAAGUGAGGUCCUCUGUAUCCCACCUGACGGCGCUGGGUGUGGACGGGGGACACAUCUGCCGCCUCAUAGCGCGCCUUGGCGGUGUGCGGGGACUGCUUGGCGUCUGUCUGGAGCCGCGUCUUCACCAGGUGCGGGUUGCGGCACUACGAGCCUUAGCCACGGUGUGCUGCGUGGUGGAGGGCAUUGUCGAGCUGGAGAAGGCAGGCGGCGUAGAGGUGGUGGCGGAAGUGCUGUGCGAUUCUGAGUGCACUGAGGAGGAGCGAAGUGAGGCCGCCGGCGUGCUGGCACAAAUCACGUCACCUUGGGUGGAGAAUACCCAUCGCCUCACUGCACUCCACACCCACCUCACUCCCAUCGUCGCCGCCCUCACUGAACUGGCCAAGUGGACACGCUCGGCUGAAAUCUUCCUGCUUGCCGCCGCUGCGCUGGCCAACCUGACCUUCCUUGACGGGGGCUGCGUGGAGGCCAUGAAGGCGGCCGGCACCGCCUCCGUCCUCCUUCGAACCGCCCAAGACAACCCCAACAUCUCCAUCUUCACCAAGGACCAGAUUGCGACGGUGUUGGCCAACCUGGCGGGGUCGAGGGAGGCGGCAGAAGAGGUGGUGGAGAGUGGGGGAGUGGCGGUGCUGCUGGGACUUCUCAAUACCCGACCCGCCCCCACCCAUCGCCUGCCAGAGGUGGCCACGGCGGAGCGAGUCCAGCAGAAGUCGGCCAUCGCCCUCUCCAGGCUGUGUCGCGAGGCGUCGGUGGCACGCCAGGUGGCCGAGCAGGGCGGCGCCAAGCGGCUGGUGCGCCUCUGCAAGGAUGAGAGCGAGAGGAACCACAGCGAUGCCGUCCUCGUCGCCUGCCUGGCGGCGCUGCGUAAGAUGUCCUCCUCACUGGGAUCUGAGGGGCUGCGCGGCGUGGACGCGGCAGAGCUGGUGGAGCCGCGGCUGCUGGACUCCUUUCUCAUCUACUCCUCGCGGCAGGAGAGUUACGUGUAGAGGAUAUGACAGCGACAUUACCGUCAGGUGAUCCGCGACUUCCGGCUGUACGGAAGCAUCCUGCGGGGACUCGCCUGACGGAGGCCAGCGUGACCCACCGCCGCACCUCACCCUCGUGUCCCAAACCAGCACGAAUCAGGAGGAACUUUUCCCGAUCCCGGUGUGGUGCAUUUGUCAACAGGAAUACAAAUACGAAGCUUUACGCAUGUACAAGUAUUCAGCAACACACUACAACACUCUUCACUCUUAUCUUCUGUGUCCUUUUGCUCUGGAUUUAGAGACGAUAGAUAACUUCAUAUCAAAGUUGAAAUUUACCAAUGUUUGUGUGUGUGUGUUUCCUUCCAAUGUUCUCUUCCUUACAUACACAACACAUCGCUUAGAGGUAGACACAAAGUUUCUUCGUAUACACUGUCAUAAGUUUAUUAUUAUUUUUUUCAAAACGAUAUAUUUUAUUAAUGAGGAAGAUGACUGCUGAUGACGACGAUGAUGGGUAUCGACGCAGGGGCCGCGCGGCCGCUGCCACUACUAGUCAUGGAUCAGACAGAACCAAAUAUCACCAAUCUUGUGUAUAUCACCUCGUUGUACAUUCCACCUGUUGUGAUAUAUAGUGUAAAUAUAUUUUAAUAGUUACAUCCUA